AUGUCAGGAACCCCUACAAUUCUCCAUCUUAUUGUAGACUCACAAAAGCAUGCAGUCAAUCCUGCUGACUCGGCUACACGGACUCCUGCUUCUAUCACCACCACCAAAGGUUCUACUUUUCAUACGUCCUCCAAAAACUCUGCAUGGAUUAUCAACUCAAGUGCUACGGAUCACAUGACAUUUGAUCCUAGCCAACUUAUUAAUCGCAAAUCAUCCACUUCGUCGGUGAUGUCUAAUGCUAAUGGUACCCCUUCCCUUGUGGUUGAGGAGGGCUCUCUAUCUUUCUCUACUUCCCUACAUCUGGAUUCUGCAUUGCUUAUUCCAUCUUUGAAUCAUAACUUGUUAUCUGUUGCACAACUUACUACUACUUUGGGAUGUACUGUAACAUUUUGGCCGAAUCAUUAUGUUUUUCAAGACAUCCUCACAGGAACGAUGAUUGGUUGUGGUACUUAUGAGACAAACUCUAUUACUUGGAUUGGGCACCGGAUAAUGAGGUCAAAGGUGGUCAAACUUUCACAACCAGUGUAA
Molecule: messenger RNA, 528 nt
Organism: Prunus armeniaca (apricot)
Lineage: Eukaryota; Viridiplantae; Streptophyta; Magnoliopsida; Rosales; Rosaceae
Source: the annotation of a GenBank genome assembly